AUGAAACCCAGAAACCAAACAGAUAUUUUAGAAUUUCAUCUUAUGGAAGUAACAGAUGAUCCAAAACUGAAGUCCCUCAUCUUUAGCCUGUUUCUGUCCAUUUACCUGGUCACCGUCUUGGGAAACCUGCUCAUCAUCCUGGCUAUCAUCACUGACUCCAAUCUGCACACCCCCAUGUACUACUUUCUCUCCAAUCUGUCCUUUACUGACAUCUGUUUAAGCACAACCACAAUUCCAAAGAUGCUGUUGAACAUACAAGUACAGAACCAGAGCAUCACUUAUAGAGGCUGCCUCAUGCAGGUUUGCUUUGUCCUGAUUUUUGCUAAUUUGGAAAAUUUACUCCUUGUGGUUAUGGCUUAUGACCGCUAUAUAGCCAUUUGUCACCCACUGAGGUACACAGUCAUUAUGAACCUCCACCUCUCUGGCCUGCUGAUUCUACUCUCACUGUUCAUUAGCAUUUUGAAUGCCCUGUUCCACAGUCUGAUGGUGUUGCGACUGUCCUUCUGUACAGACCCAGAAAUCCCCCUCUUUUUCUGUGAAAUUGCUCAGAUCAUCAAGAUUGCCUGUUCUGAUACCCUCAUCAAUAGCAUCCUGGUUUAUUUUGCAGCUAGCAUAUUUGGUGGUGUUCCACCUUCUGGAAUCAUUUUCUCUUAUACUCGAAUUGCUUCCUCUAUUUUGAGAAUGCCAUCAGUGAGUGGAAAGUAUAAAGCUUUUUCCACCUGUGGUUCUCACCUCUCAGCUGUCUCCUUAUUCUAUGGGACAGGUUUGGGGGUGUACAUUAGUUCUGUAUUUACAUACUCUUCCAGGAAGAUGGCAGUAGCUUCAGUGAUGUACAAUGUGGUCACUCCCAUGUUGAAUCCCUUCAUCUACAGCCUGAGGAACAGAGACAUGAAAGGAGCCUUGAGAAAAAUCAUUGGUAGGGUACCUUCUUUUCAGUGA
Messenger RNA from Diceros bicornis minor, 939 nucleotides. Its product is annotated as olfactory receptor 7G2-like. The transcript has a single exon. Gene Ontology annotation, cellular component: membrane. Lineage: Eukaryota; Metazoa; Chordata; Mammalia; Perissodactyla; Rhinocerotidae. The record is from RefSeq and is a predicted model, not a curated record. Gene Ontology annotation, biological process: G protein-coupled receptor signaling pathway. Bases 1 to 939 code for a protein of 312 amino acids. Gene Ontology annotation, molecular function: G protein-coupled receptor activity; olfactory receptor activity.